Physella acuta is the source of this 1074-nucleotide messenger RNA. Its product is annotated as enoyl-[acyl-carrier-protein] reductase, mitochondrial-like. Gene Ontology annotation, biological process: fatty acid metabolic process. Lineage: Eukaryota; Metazoa; Mollusca; Gastropoda; Physidae. Gene Ontology annotation, cellular component: mitochondrion. The record is from RefSeq and is a predicted model, not a curated record. Gene Ontology annotation, molecular function: oxidoreductase activity.
UAAAACUCUUGUCGCGUUGUUUUUUACAGCACGGCCGGUCAAGUGUAGUGUUUCGAACGAUGACGUCACACCAGCUGUAUGUUGAGGAGUGCGGGGACCCAGGCACUGUGUUAAAACUGAGACGUUACGAGCUGCCAGAAACUCUGGGACCGACGGAUGUCGCCGUACAGAUGCUGAUGGCCCCGGUCAACCCAGCGGAUCUCAACAUGAUAGAAGGAACGUACUCCGUGCAGCCGCCCCUUCCUGCGGUGAUGGGCAACGAGGGCGUUGGCAAAGUUGUUGAGGUUGGAGCAGACGUACAGGGUGUUCAAGCAGGUGAUCUGGUCAUUCCAGCAGACGCCGGGUUCGGGACUUGGCAGACUUUUAAAAUUUCAAAAGACAAGGACGUCAUCAAACUCCCGGGAGAUGUUCCUCUAAUAUCGGCAGCCACUAUAUCAGCCAACCCGUGCACGGCGUAUCGCAUGAUCAAAGAUUUUGUCGAUCUUAAACCUGGAGAUGUAAUUAUUCAAAAUGGCGCCAACAGUGGAGUUGGUGUAAGUGUCAUUCAACUUGCUAAAGAGUGGAAAUUUAAAACAAUAAACACUGUGAGAAACAGGCCAGACUUUGAUAAAUUAACAGAUUAUUUGUUAUCGCUUGGUGCUGAUGCCGUUGUUACUGAAGAGUUUGUGCGUUCUCCACAGAUGAAAGAAUUGUUAAAAACUUUUCCCACCACUCCAAAGUUGGCUUUUAACUGUGUAGGUGGACAGUCAGCUACAGACCUCCUACGUCAUCUGUGCCCAAAAGGUGUAAUGGUGACGUAUGGUGGGAUGUCCAAACUUCCGGUCUCCGUCCCUUCCCGUGCAUUUAUCUUCAGCGACGUGGUGCUGUGUGGGUACUGGAACACAAACUGGAAUCGCAUUCAUAAAACUGAUAUUGCCAGAUAUGAAAUGUUAUCAGAUCUUUCUAGGCUCAUUAAAGAGUCAAAAUUUAAGCCUCCACUGUGUGAAUUCUUCAAACUGGAGGAUUACAAAGCUGCUAUUGAAAAGGCUACUGAAGGUUUCAAAGGUGUUAAAGCCGUCUUUGAUAUGCAAUAAA